This is a messenger RNA of Daphnia pulicaria, 743 nucleotides long. RefSeq names its product ubiquitin-fold modifier-conjugating enzyme 1 (gene Ufc1). Gene Ontology annotation, molecular function: UFM1 conjugating enzyme activity. Gene Ontology annotation, biological process: protein K69-linked ufmylation. NCBI's taxonomy places the organism in Eukaryota, Metazoa, Arthropoda, Branchiopoda, Diplostraca, Daphniidae. Gene Ontology annotation, cellular component: cytoplasm. The coding region runs from base 100 to 606 and encodes 168 amino acids. The transcript has 3 exons. The record is from RefSeq and is a predicted model, not a curated record.
ACGUGUCAGAUUACAGACGAAAAAGUGUCACAUUGAACGCAUGUGAAUGGUGAAAGUAUACUAACGCAGUGAGCAAUACACUGAACGAAAUCUUUAGAAAUGGUUGACGAAGCAACUCGCAAAAGUUUGAGCGGGAUCCCUCUACUCAAAACCAAAGCUGGCCCUCGUGAUAAAGAACUUUGGGUUCAGCGGUUGAAAGAAGAAUUCCAGGCCCUCAUCAAGUAUGUCGAGACGAACAAGCACCAGGAUAAUGACUGGUUCCGACUCGAAUCUAAUAAAGAAGGCACCAGGUGGUUUGGAAAAUGCUGGUACAUUCAAGACCUGCUGAAAUAUGAGUUCGAUGUGGAAUUUGAUAUUCCAGUCACAUACCCUACUACAGCACCAGAAAUCGCUUUGCCAGAACUAGAUGGUAAAACUGCCAAGAUGUACCGAGGAGGAAAAAUUUGCCUGACAGAUCACUUCAAACCACUGUGGGCAAGAAAUGUACCCAAAUUUGGAAUUGCUCAUGCUAUGGCUCUUGGUUUGGGACCCUGGUUGGCGGUAGAAAUUCCAGAUCUUAUCCAGAAAGGUAUCAUCGUGUAUAACGACAAAAGUAGAGCAACAUAAUUUUUAUUUCAUAUUUUUAUUGCAAAAAAAAAUAUUCGAGAAAAACAAAAUGAACGAAUUUAUGAAUGUACUGUACUCCAUGAAAGAGCCACGGAAAAGGAAUACAAUCUAGUGGCGUUUUGUUACGCGAUGGGUCA